GCGAAUUUACAGCUAACAACAGUAACCAGCGACGAGUCAACACAGACCCACAGUUCAUUUCUAAAGCCAAGUAACUAACUUCCAGGAUUAGCUAAAAUGUACAAGUUGGUGGUGUUGUCUGCUCUGCUCGCUGUGGCCGCUGCCCGUCCCGGCUACUUGGCGGCAGGUCCUCUGCUGCAUAGCUAUGCCGCGCCGGCGAUCAUCCAUGAGCCCGCCCUGGCCAGCGUUGGCCACAUUGUGAAGUCCAUUCCGACCGCUGUCUCGCAUCAGAGCAUCAGCCAGGUGCACAGCUCGGCGCAGAUUGUCCAGCCGAUUGUGACGCCCGUUGUGAAGACCUAUGCCGCACCCAUCAUCAAGACCUAUGCCGCUCCAGCUCUGCACACCAGCAUCCUGUCGCCUUCCUGGGCCUCUCACGGCUGGGCGUCGUCUUGUCAAUACAGACCUCACUUAAACCCAAAAAUCAUUUCAAUCAUGUUCAAGUUGGUGGUAUUGUCUGCUCUGCUCGCCGUAGCUGCUGCUCGUCCCGGUAAUCUGUAUGAGUCGCCGUUGGUCUACGCCGCACCCGCUGCGACCGUCGUCCAGGAGUCGGUCCUGGCCAAGGUUGGCUCCGUUGUGAAGAGUGUGCCCACAUCUGUCUCCCAUCAGAGCCAGUCGGUGGUGCACAGCUCCGCUCAUGUGGUUGAGGAUAUCGUCGCUCCAGUUGUCAAGUCAACGCCCGUGGUCAGCUAUGCCGCCGCUGCUCCAGUGGUGCACACCUCCUAUGCUGCUGCUCCAGUGGUGCACACCACAUAUGCCGCUGCUGCUCCAGUGGUGCACCAAACGUAUGUCGCUGCACCAGUUGCCAAAAUCGCUGCUGCCUCACCGCUGACCUACACCGCCACCGGAGUGUGGAGCGCCAAGAUCUACUGCGCCCAAGGUCAUGAAUUUAACGGGCUCAUUGAUAUACUAAUCCGUUCAGGCACGUACGUAUUGCUACAUAUUGUGUACUCACUGUAUAUAUGUGUGUGUGUGUGCGUGUGUUUGCGUGUGUUUGCGUGCGCCUUGAAAGUGAAGUUCAAGUAUAAAAGCCAGCGACAAUUCGUCAACGGGCACAGUCCAACCUACGACACAAGUCAAAGAACCAGACAACCACAGCCAGCCAAAAUGUUCAAAUUGUUCGUUCUCGCCGCUCUGCUCGCCGUCGCUGCCGCUCGCCCCGGUCAUUUGGCCGCCGCACCACUGGUCUACAGCGCACCCACUGCCAUCGUCCAGGAGCCCGCCCUGGCCAAGAUCGGCGCCGUGGUGAAGAGCGUGCCCACCGCCGUCUCCCACCAGAGUGUGACCCAGGUGCACAGCACUCCAGUCGUUGAGGAUGUGGUGGCGCCCGUUGUGAAGACCACCCUGCAUGCCGCCCCCGUGACCACCUAUGCUGCCAGCUAUCCAGCAGUUGCUCCCGUGUCCACCUACUCGGCCCUGCCCACCACAUAUGCCGCUGCCCAUGUGCCGUACCUGAAGAGCGUGGCGCCACUGGCCUACUCUGCACCACUGGCCUAUUCGGCACCACUGCUGCACCACGCACCCCUGACCUACGCCAGCGCCUGGUAAGAGCGAGAGAACGAAAGAUUUUGAAAGAAGUUGUUGACUUGUGUUCCACCGAAAGAAAAAAUUAAAUAUAAAACUCAAAUCCGAA
Messenger RNA from Drosophila mojavensis, 1669 nucleotides. RefSeq lists its product as uncharacterized. The transcript has 6 exons. The record is from RefSeq and is a predicted model, not a curated record. Bases 97 to 1584 code for a protein of 495 amino acids. NCBI's taxonomy places the organism in Eukaryota, Metazoa, Arthropoda, Insecta, Diptera, Drosophilidae.